Molecule: messenger RNA, 3513 nt
Organism: Anopheles coustani
Lineage: Eukaryota; Metazoa; Arthropoda; Insecta; Diptera; Culicidae
Product: filaggrin-like
Exons: 2
Coding region: 1-3513 (1170 amino acids)
Source: RefSeq, a predicted model, not a curated record
AUGAAUAGCGAAAACGAAAGCAACGUGGCCGAGGCCUUGCGGCUCCUUACCGCCCUCGAGGGCAGCGUUAAGGAGGUGGCCGCAAGCCUCGAUGCGAAAAUAAAACCGGAGGUGGCCGCCGUGAAAGUGGACAUUUUGGCGUCCCUGUGGCGGGACGGGAACGCCGCGCUGAUGCGCGUCGAAGGAAUCACCGGCCCCCAUCCGCGCAGGGGCCCCUUCACGGAGGCUUAUGCGGCAGCCAUGGCGGCUGCAAGCAGGUGCCGUGACGGAGCUGCCUCCAAGCCGUCCAUUUUGGACGCCACGAUGGCGGGGCAACCAUCGCGGGCAGACCACCUGCCACGCAUUGAGCUGCCCAAGUUCGAAGGAUCGCCCUCCGAAUGGCCCGCGUUCUCGAACCGGUUCGAGAAGCGCGUGGCCGGGCUGUCGGAGGAUUCCGACAAAUUCGCCUUCCUUCACAAGUGCCUCGAGCGAUGCGACAUCGCGAGGCACAGCUGCGAGGCAUUUGAGAACGCCGGCAUGCCGUUCGCCCAAGCUUGGGCCAAGCUGGAGGAGAGAUUCUAUAAGAAGCGGGUGGCAUUUAUGGGCCACAUCCGCAAAAUCCUCGAAUUGCCCAGGAUGAGCGCGCACGUAGUCCGGAGUAAUUCCAACAGUGAGGAUGCCUCCACCGAAGGUGCCUUCAAACAUGCACUCACAUGGAGUCAUUCCGGGAGUCAAACAUCUUCGGUCCAAACAAACAGGUCUACGCCGGGCUCCAAGAAUGCAGUCCGGAGCCAUUCCAUCAGUGACGAUGCCUCCACCAAUGCUGCCACAAACCAUGCCGUGCGGAGUUAUUCCACCAAUAAGGGUACCUCCACCCAUGCAGUCUCCACCAAUACUGCCUCAAAGCACGUAGUCCGGAGUAAUUCCAACAGUGAGGAUGCCUCCACCGACGGGGCCUUCAAACAUGCACUCUGGAGUCAUUCCGGGAGUCAAACAUCUUCGGUCCAAACAAAUAGGUGUAAGGCGGGAUCCAAGAAUGCAGUCCGGAGUCAUUCCAUCAGUGACGAUGCCUCCACCAAUGCUGCCACAAACCAUGCCGUGCGGAGUUAUUCCACCAAUAAGGGUACCUCCACCCAUGCAGUCUCCACCAAUGCUGCCUCAAGGCACGUAGUCCGGAGUAAUUCCAACAGUGAGGAUGCCUCCACCGAAGGUGCCUUCAAACAUGCACUCACAUGGAGUCAUUCCGGGAGUCAAACAUCUUCGGUCCAAACAAAUAGGUGUAAGGCGGGAUCCAAGAAUGCAGUCCGGAGUCAUUCCAUCAGUGACGAUGCCUCCACCAAUGCUGCCACAAACCAUGCCGUGCGGAGUUAUUCCACCAAUAUGGGUACCUCCACCCAUGCAGUCUCCACCAAUGCUGCCUCAAGGCACGUAGUCCGGAGUAAUUCCAACAGUGAGGAUGCCUCCACCGAAGGUGCCUUCAAACAUGCACUCACAUGGAGUCAUUCCGGGAGUCAAACAUCUUCGGUCCAAACAAAUAGGUGUAAGGCGGGCUCCAAGAAUGCAGUCCGGAGUCAUUCCAUCAGUGACGAUGCCUCCACCAAUGCUGCCACAAACCAUGCCGUGCGGAGUUAUUCCACCAAUAAGGGUACCUCCACCCAUGCAGUCUCCACCAAUGCUGCCUCAAGGCACGUAGUCCGGAGUAAUUCCAACAGUGAGGAUGCCUCCACCGAAGGUGCCUUCAAACAUGCACUCACAUGGAGUCAUUCCGGGAGUCAAACAUCUUCGGUCCAAACAAAUAGGUGUAAGGCGGGCUCCAAGAAUGCAGUCCGGAGUCAUUCCAUCAGUGACGAUGCCUCCACCAAUGCUGCCACAAACCAUGCCGUGCGGAGUUAUUCCACCAAUAAGGGUACCUCCACCCAUGCAGUCUCCACCAAUGCUGCCUCAAAGCACGUAGUCCGGAGUAAUUCCAACAGUGAGGAUGCCUCCACCGACGGGGCCUUCAAACAUGCACUCUGGAGUCAUUCCGGGAGUCAAACAUCUUCGGUCCAAACAAAUAGGUGUAAGGCGGGAUCCAAGAAUGCACUCCGGAGUCAUUCCAUCAGUGACGAUGCCUCCACCAAUGCUGCCACAAACCAUGCCGUGCGGAGUUAUUCCACCAAUAAGGGUACCUCCACCCAUGCAGUCUCCACCAAUGCUGCCUCAAGGCACGUAGUCCGGAGUAAUUCCAACAGUGAGGAUGCCUCCACCGAAGGUGCCUUCAAACAUGCACUCACAUGGAGUCAUUCCGGGAGUCAAACAUCUUCGGUCCAAACAAAUAGGUGUAAGGCGGGAUCCAAGAAUGCAGUCCGGAGUCAUUCCAUCAGUGACGAUGCCUCCACCAAUGCUGCCACAAACCAUGCCGUGCGGAGUUAUUCCACCAAUAAGGGUACCUCCACCCAUGCAGUCUCCACCAAUGCUGCCUCAAAGCACGUAGUCCGGAGUAAUUCCAACAGUGAGGAUGCCUCCACCGACGGGGCCUUCAAACAUGCACUCUGGAGUCAUUCCGGGAGUCAAACAUCUUCGGUCCAAACAAAUAGGUGUAAGGCGGGAUCCAAGAAUGCAGUCCGGAGUCAUUCCAUCAGUGACGAUGCCUCCACCAAUGCUGACACAAACCAUGCCGUGCGGAGUUAUUCCACCAAUAAGGGUACCUCCACCCAUGCAGUCUCCACCAAUGCUGCCUCAAGGCAUGUAGUCCGGAGUAAUUCCAACAGUGAGGAUGCCUCCACCGAAGGUGCCUUCAAACAUGCACUCACAUGGAGUCAUUCCGGGAGUCAAACAUCUUCGGUCCAAACAAAUAGGUGUAAGGCGGGAUCCAAGAAUGCACUCCGGAGUCAUUCCAUCAGUGACGAUGCCUCCACCAAUGCUGCCACAAACCAUGCCGUGCGGAGUUAUUCCACCAAUAAGGGUACCUCCACCCAUGCAGUCUCCACCAAUGCUGCCUCAAGGCACGUAGUCCGGAGUAAUUCCAACAGUGAGGAUGCCUCCACCGAAGGUGCCUUCAAACAUGCACUCACAUGGAGUCAUUCCGGGAGUCAAACAUCUUCGGUCCAAACAAAUAGGUGUAAGGCGGGAUCCAAGAAUGCAGUCCGGAGUCAUUCCAUCAGUGACGAUGCCUCCACCAAUGCUGCCACAAACCAUGCCGUGCGGAGUUAUUCCACCAAUAAGGGUACCUCCACCCAUGCAGUCUCCACCAAUUCUGCCUCAAAGCACGUAGUCCGGAGUAAUUCCAACAGUGAGGAUACCUCCACCGAAGGUGCCUUCAAACAUGCACUCACAUGGAGUCAUUCCGGGAGUCAAACAUCUUCGGUCCAAACAAACAGGUGUAAGGCGGGAUCCAAGAAUGCAGUCCGGAGUCAUUUCAUCAGUGACGAUGCCUCCAUUUUGGACACCACGGUGGCGGGGCAGCCAUCGCGGGCAGACCACCUGCCACGCAUCGAGCUGCCCAAAUUUGAAGGUUCGCCCUCCGAAUGGCCCGCGUUCUCGAGCCGAUUCUAG